AUGAUUCUUAAAGAUGGACUCUGCGCUAUGAGCUGGCCACCACGGGCCGCAAACUUCCUGCUCCUGUGUGUUUCUCUGGUGCUUCUCCAGGCAGGUGUUACGUCCUCGAAGAACACGCACUACUCGUGGAAAACAGGUCAGUGGGGCCGGUGUAAAGGAGAAGAAUGUGGCUCCAGUGGUGUUCAGAUGCGCAGUGUGUGGUGUGUUCACUCAGACGGCUGGCACACACACCACUCCAACUGCCAGCACUCUGUCAGGCCUGACACUCAGAGACCCUGCUUCAAAGUGUGUGAGUGGCAUCAGGAUCUGUUCGAAUGGGACGUGUCCGAGUGGACUUCCUGCUCUCUGACUCUGAAUUCUAAUGAACUGAGGACACGACCGCUGGCAUCCGAAUGCGUCACGGCGCAGCACGGCGUUCAGAGACGUUCUAUUCACUGUGUCCGUGUGUUGAACGGCACAUCUGUGUCCGAUCGGAUCUGCGAGUUCUUCUCUCCUCGACCGCCCCUGGAACAGGCAUGUCUGAUCCCAUGCCCUCUGGACUGUGUGGUGUCUGAUUUCUCAUCAUGGUCACGCUGUAGCAGAAUGUGUGGGGUCGGAUUGAGGCACCGGACACGCCAUGUUCUAGCAGCACCAGCGUAUGGAGGAGCCGGAUGCCCAAAUCUGAGCGAAACACAGCCGUGUGAACACUCAUUGCCGUGUCCAAUAGGUGAAGACAGGAACCUGUAUAGUCUGAAGGUGGGAGCAUGGAGUGAGUGUCGACAUCCACAGCAGAAAGAUGUAUUGAUGAAUGGAAGGACCACCCUGGAUUUUGGUGUUAAGGAGAGGAAUAUGGUGAAGAGACAUGUUCAAGGUGGCCAAUACCAACAUACACAUCAACACCACCAAUAUCAUCAAGAUCAAAAUCAGCAACAUCAACAUCACCAACACUACGAGGCAUCCAGGUCAUGGGAUGUGGAGAUCGGAUACCAGACGCGGCAGGUUCGCUGCAUGGCCAGUGAUGGAAAGAACUCCAUGCUGAGUCUGUGUUUGCGAGACAAUGCUCCUGCAACCUUCCGCUCCUGCGUCAUGCUCAGAGACUGCCAGAUGUCCGAUUGGUCCUCCUGGAGCUCGUGUUCGAAGACCUGCCAAUCAUCUGAUUUGUCUCCUGGUUACCGUGUAAGGAGUCGAACCGUUACUCAGCCCAGUGUUGGGCGAGGACGAGAAUGCCCCACCCUCCAGGAGAAGGAGGCCUGCAAUAUUAUCGGGGAUUUGCUUCCCAAGUGCCCCAGGUACGAGUGGAGGAGUACAGACUGGAGUGAGUGUCGUAUCACUGCUCUCCUCAGCCAUCAGGAGAAGAGAGCAGUGAACAUCAGCGCUCUGUGUGGAGGAGGAGUACAGAGCAGAGAGACGUACUGCGUUCAGGUUCAGGACGAGAUGACAUCGCGACACAGGAGAGACGUCUCUCGGCCGGUCAGUGUGAGUCUGUGUGAGGAUACACUCGUCCCCUCCUCUGUCCGUUCCUGCUCUCUGUCCUGCUCUCGGUCAUGUCUGCUGUCCUUCUGGUCCUCCUGGGGUUCCUGCCUGCCUGAAGACUGCACCCAGGGGAGGAGAGGCUACAGAGAGAGGAGAAGGCGAGUGCUGGGAGAAGGAUCUGGAAGCUCAAAGGACUGUGGUCACCUGGUGGAGUUCAUUCCCUGUGAAGAUCCUGUGUGUUUCCAGUGGCGGGUUGAGGACGGUGGAGUGUGCAUGCCUAACGAGGGGACUUGUGGCUCCGGCAGCAGACGUCAAACCAUGGCUUGCUUCAACUCUGAAGGUGUGGCUGUGGAGGCGGGACUUUGUGUGGAAACCCCGCCCCCUGCGGAGGUAGCCUGUGAAGUGGCCUGUCCUGCUGACUGUGUGAUCAGCUCCUGGUCUGAUUGGUCUCCGUGUUCUCAGACCUGUGUCAAGAAGAACACAGAGGGCAGGCAGAGUCGCUCAUGCACCGUUCUCGCUUUACCUGGGGAAGGUGGUAAAUCGUGUCCUCCCGCCCCGUCUCUGGAGGAGUGGAGAUCCUGUAACAAUAAUCCGUGUGUGGUGUUUUAUUGGGAAGUGGCUUCAUGGGGUCCGUGUCUCCCCGAUUCGUCCGUCUCUCUGAACAGAAGCGACGUUGGCAAUGACACAUCGAGGUGCUCAGUGGGACUUCAGACACGCAAAGUUACCUGCAUGAAGAUCAAUGGAGGAGCUGUCACUGCAAAACGAUGUCCUGACUCAGCGAGACCGGACUCGGUGCAGUCGUGUGUGUUACCGUGUAAGACAGACUGUGUGGUGACUCUAUUCAGUGAAUGGACAGCCUGCCCCAACACCUGCCUACCUGCUAACGCGACCACACCCACCCAGUCACGCUACAGGAUGUUGGUCCAGCGAGCAGCCAACGGGGGUCAGGAGUGUCCCGAUACGAUGUUCGAGGAGAGGGAGUGUGAACCACUUCCUGUGUGUCCCACCUACAGGUGGAGGACACACAAAUGGCAGACGUGUACACUGGUGCCAGAUUCAGUCCGACAGGGAACGAUGGGAGUGCGGGAAGCGUGUGGAAGAGGCCUGGAGAAGAGAGCACUGAGCUGUGUGGAUGAGAAUGAUGAGCUGGUGGGUGUGUCAGAGUGUUUGCAGUGGGCGGGGCCAAUGCCACCUCAAGUGCGGAGCUGCUGGAUUUCCUGUAAAGACGACUGCACCUUCAGCCCCUGGUCCAAAUUUACAGAGUGUUCAGGCUGUGAGGGGACACGCACCCGCAAACGCAGUGUCACAGGGCGGAGCAGGAAGCGGGAGCGCUGUCUGAAGGAGGACCUGUAUCCACUGGUGGAAUCUGAGCAAUGUGUGUGUGAUGAAUUGAUCUCAGAGCCAUGGGGGAACUGGUCAGUGUGCAUCCUGCCUAAUGCCCCAUUCCCUCUCUUGCCACAUGGAUGGAGGAGGGAGAAGGAAGUACGUGAGUGUGGAGAGGGAAAACGAUACCAUGCAAUGGCCUGCCUUGACCAGAGGGGACGCCUCCUUGACCCAUCUCACUGUGCUGAGACAGAGCUGCUGGAGGAAACAUGUUCCAUCCCCUGUCCCCUGGACUGUCGUCUUAGCUCCUGGUCCCCCUGGUCCCUCUGCAGUGUGUCCUGUGGCAGUGGACUGAAAGUUCGUUCCAGAUGGCUGCGGGAGAAACCAUUUAACGGGGGACGGCCCUGUCCCAAGCUUGACCUCAAGAAUCAGGCUCAGGUGUCUGAGGUCGUGCCGUGUCGGGGUGAGUGUGCAGUGUAUCAGUGGGUCACCGAGCCGUGGUCCUUCUGCUCCAUCAACACCGUGGAUGAAGGGAGCACAUGUGGAGAGGGAGUGCAGAGCCGCAAGAUCCGGUGUGUAGUGCGUGGUGAUGGUGUUAAUGGGAGUCGCAGUGUCAAUGACUCCCUGUGUGAUCAGGACGAUGUUCCUGCUCAGGCUCGUACCUGCACACUGCCGUGUCCUGAUGACUGUGUAAUGUCACCCUGGAGUCACUGGAGUUCGUGUCCCAUGUCAUGUGAUGUGAACUCUGUGAGGACGAGGACAAGACAGAUGCUCCGCCCCCCCACCGCCCACACCACCUGUCCCGAGAGAAAUGAGACGGAGCCGUGCGCCCUUAACACCAACUGUUUCACCUACCGGUACAACAUCUCUGGUUGGAGUAGCUGCAUGCUGAGUGAGCAUGCUGUGUGUGGUGAGGGGACCAGGACUCGGCUGCUUGACUGUAUUCGCAGUGACAGCAAACUGGCAUAUCUGAGUGUGUGUGAGGAGUUGGGACUUCCUCAGCCUUGGACACUCAGUGAAACCUGCCAUGUGGAUUGUCCCAUCAGCUGCAUGCUCUCUGAAUGGACACAGUGGACCGAGUGCUCACACACCUGUGGAAACCAGGGUGUGAUGAGCAGAUCUCGACGUGUCCUCCAGGAAGCUCACGAGGAAGGUCGUCCCUGUCCGUCCCAACUCUCGCAGACUAAACCGUGUCCCAUCAGGCCUUGCUACAGCUGGCUGCUGGGGGACUGGUCAUCCUGCUACGUGGAGGAUGCUGAGUGCGGGGACGGUGUGAGACACAGGAACAUAUCGUGUGUUGUACACUGGGGUCAUUGGCCCGAAUCGGCUGGCCCGAGACAUGAUAUCCAUGCCCCAGCUGUCCUGGUGGAAGACGAGAAAUGCAACGAACACUUCAGGACACAGAACAAAGAGGAACUGCAGCAGUCAUGCUUCGUUCCCUGCCCAGGUGACUGUCACCUGACAGACUGGUCAUCGUGGAGCUCGUGUCAGCUGACAUGUGUGGAAGGGCGGAGUUUUGAGGUCGAAGGUCAUCGGGCACGCUCACGAGCUGUUAUCAUCCAGACGCUAGAGAACCAGGAGAGCUGCCCAAAUCAGGAAAUUGAGACACGGCUGUGUAAAGGAGGGAAGUGCCACAGCUACGAGUGGAAGACAAGUGCGUGGCAUGACAACCUGAGGGAGGUGUGGUGUCAGCGCUCAGAUGGAGUCAACGUCACAGGUGGAUGUUUUGCCGUGAACAAGCCGACGACCGUGCGUCACUGCCAUCCUCCCUGCACCAAACCCUUCUCGCACUGCAAACAGAGUGGAGUGUGUGGCUGUGAGAAAGGCUACACGGAGGUGAUGAACACACAUGGAUUCUUGGAUUACUGCACCAGGACACCAGGGGGCACCGGAGACACCAGGAAGGCUGAUGUGAAGAGCAGCUCGGGGAGGGUGAAGCCAGGUCCAUCCCAAAUCCACGACUUCUUCGGCGAGUGGUCACUACAGGCCCUCAGCCCAGAUGGACGGAUAAAGAUGUGGGUGUAUGGAGCCACAGCCGGAGGCUUCAUCCUGAUCCUCUUCAUCAUCACUGUGUCCUUCCUCUUCUGCAGUCGACCAGUUAAACAGAGUAAUUCCCCUCCACUGCAGAAAGCACUGUCUCUGGCCUACGAUGGAGACGUGGACAUGUGACAGACCCUUCAAAGAACCAGGAGCUGACCCCGGACCACAGGGAGCAUCUCAGAUUGGGAGAUCUUCAUUAAUCCCCGAGAAUGGAGAGAAAUUCGGAACAAAGUGUGUUUUCAUAACCUUUAGUUUUAACAUUUGACCAGGACGAGCCUUUAUAAUGGAGCAGGGGAUCUCGGGUAUGCUCUCACCAUGUGGAUCUGUAUCACUGGGGGGACAAAAAAAACAUGAAGAAAAAAAUUGGAAGCGCUUCAGUCUCUAUUUGCCCAAAAGAACAAAGAGUAACUGACUGAUGAGGAAACAAAACACAACAAACUACUACACUACUAUGCACUAUAUUAGUGCUUUCUUCAAUUAUUAUUUUUUCAAGCUGGUUUUUAGUGUGUUUUGUUUUUCAUCGUGAUGCAGCCGGAGUUUUCAUCAUGUGAUAUAUAUGAAUGUGUACACGCAGGCCUGAUCUUCAUCUUCUACAAAAACCAAAAGAGAUUGUUGCAUCAGCCCAAGCUCUGAUCUUUGACCCUUAGACCUAUAGUUUGUACCCUCUAGCACCAGCAGUUGAACCUCAUCACUCAUCUGAAGCAUUAAAAUUGGCGCCUCUAAAUAAUU
Neoarius graeffei (lesser salmon catfish) is the source of this 5544-nucleotide messenger RNA. RefSeq names its product thrombospondin, type I, domain containing 7Ba (gene thsd7ba). NCBI's taxonomy places the organism in Eukaryota, Metazoa, Chordata, Actinopteri, Siluriformes, Ariidae. The transcript has 29 exons. The coding region runs from base 1 to 4944 and encodes 1647 amino acids. The record is from RefSeq and is a predicted model, not a curated record.